This is a messenger RNA of Camponotus floridanus (Florida carpenter ant), 1341 nucleotides long. It is a transcript of the gene Ing5, whose product is annotated as inhibitor of growth protein 5. NCBI's taxonomy places the organism in Eukaryota, Metazoa, Arthropoda, Insecta, Hymenoptera, Formicidae. The transcript has 4 exons. Gene Ontology annotation, biological process: regulation of DNA-templated transcription. Gene Ontology annotation, cellular component: nucleus. The coding region runs from base 234 to 1001 and encodes 255 amino acids. The record is from RefSeq and is a predicted model, not a curated record.
AACUCAUCUUAAAUGACACGGUUUAUGCUUGAAAAAUUUACGGGAGCUACGAAAUUUGUUGUGUUUUUUUCAUUCUCUAUCAUUUGCAGCCGUCAUUGAUUGUGUUGAACGAAUUUAUUUCGCUAUUGUCUCCGGCUGAUAUUGUACAUACAAAAAAUAUUCACGCUAUCAUGCGAAUGUUCACGCAUUGGUCCGCAUUGUUUACAUGAAGAUACAACACUAUAACCACCAUCAUGACGACCGCAUUGUAUUUGGAGCACUAUCUCGACAGUCUCGAGCAUUUACCAAUCGAAUUACAGAGAAAUUUUACACUGAUGAGAGACUUGGAUGCGAGGGCACAAGGUCUGAUGAAAGACAUCGACAAAUUGGCGGAUGAUUACUUGAGAAAUGCAAAGAAAGAAUCAUCGGAGAAGAGGAAAGAACAGCUCGCCCAUAUUCAAAGUCUUUUUAAUAAAGCAAAGGAAUAUGGUGAUGAUAAGGUUCAACUAGCUAUUCAAACUUAUGAAUUGGUUGAUAAACACAUUAGACGCCUGGAUUCAGAUCUAGCGAGAUUCGAGGCAGAGAUACAGGACAAGACAUUGAACAAUAGUAGAGCACAAGAGGAGAACAAUGCCAGCAAGAAAGGUAGAAAGAAACUCAAGGAAAAAGAGAAAAGGAAAAAGGGUAAUGUUGUAAGCAGCGAGGAUGAAGCCAAAAGUGCAAGAAAGAAGCAGAAAAAAGGUGGCUCUGUAGCUUCAGCAUCAUCCACCGGUGCUGCGGGUAGUGGUGCCCAAGUGGAUUCGACGGCACUUGGACAUCCAGCUGAUGUUCUGGAUAUGCCUGUCGAUCCUAAUGAACCGACCUACUGUCUUUGUCAUCAAGUAUCAUAUGGAGAAAUGAUUGGUUGCGAUAAUCCAGAUUGUCCCAUAGAAUGGUUCCACUUUGCCUGUGUAGGUUUAACUACAAAACCUAAAGGAAAAUGGUAUUGUCCUAAAUGUACGCAAGAUCGCAAAAAGAAAUGAAACCUAGGAAUAUUUGAAUUUGCUCAUUGCUACAUUUCUAAAGAAAAGACUACAUAUUGUACAUUAUUUCUAAAACUAGAAUACUUAACUUUUUUGCAUUCAAAGUCAAAUAAUUUUUUUACAAAAAAAAGUAUAAAACAAAUUUAUGAAAGAAAUGUAAAAGUAAUAAGUAAAGUAAUAGGUAUGUAUAAUGCAUUUCCAUUCCAUAUUGACAAAAUUGGUUGAUGUUCUUAUCGUUUUUUAAGUGGCCGUUGAAUAUAUCUGUGAUUUGUUCGCAGUGUGAUCUAGUAUUGAUCUAAUAUAUAGUUUCAAUUAUAGUAUUAAAUUAUUAACGUUAUUA